Molecule: messenger RNA, 2829 nt
Organism: Pelmatolapia mariae (spotted tilapia)
Lineage: Eukaryota; Metazoa; Chordata; Actinopteri; Cichliformes; Cichlidae
Gene: mta3
Product: metastasis associated 1 family, member 3
Exons: 19
Coding region: 251-2353 (700 amino acids)
Biological process (GO): negative regulation of transcription by RNA polymerase II
Cellular component (GO): nucleoplasm; NuRD complex
Molecular function (GO): sequence-specific DNA binding; transcription corepressor activity; histone deacetylase binding
Source: RefSeq, a predicted model, not a curated record
GUCAGCAGUGGUUUUUCGGGUUGAUCCGACUUCUUUUGGCUGCCGUGAGUUAACUGUAUCAUAAAGGGUGCUGUGACUCGAAGGAGGAGGGGGGGUUGAAUUGCCAUAAUUCUCCCGAUAGGUUACACAUCCGGAGUCCCGACGAUCUUAAUUUGUCGCUCCUUUUCCCUUCAAAGAGAGUGACUUUUAUUGUUUUUAUUAAUUUAUUCCAUUUCUCUUAGUUUAUGGUUUGCACACUGGGAGGGCAGAAAUGGCGGCCAACAUGUACCGGGUCGGAGACUAUGUAUUCUUUGAGAACUCCUCCAGUAACCCUUACCUGAUCCGUCGGAUAGAAGAACUCAAUAAGACUGCCAGUGGGAACGUGGAGGCCAAGGUAGUUUGUUUCUACAGAAGGAGAGACAUCUCCCACAGCCUCAUCCAGCUCGCAGAUAAACAUGCAAAGGAGCUCGAGGAGGAGAAGGAGAACCCAACAGAGACAGAGCUAACAGAAAAACAGAAACACCAGCUCCGCCACAGAGAGCUCUUCCUCUCCCGGCAGUAUGAGAGUCUACCUGCGACACACAUCAGGGGGAAGUGCAGUGUCGCAUUAUUGAAUGAGACUGAAGCCGUUCUUUCAUACCUUGACAAAGAGGAUACCUUCUUCUAUUCGCUGGUUUAUGACCCAACACAGAAAACCCUGUUGGCUGACAAAGGAGAGAUCAGAGUGGGACCGCGUUUUCAGGCAGAUGUACCUGAAAUGCUACAAGAAGGUGAGGCAGAUGAGAGAGAUCAGGCCAAACUAGAAGAGAAACUGUGGGAUCCAGAGUGCCCACUCACCAACAAACAGAUAGACCAAUUCUUAGUGGUGGCACGGGCGGUCGGGACCUUUGCCCGAGCGCUGGACUGCAGCAGCUCUGUUAGACAGCCAAGCUUACACAUGAGUGCAGCUGCAGCCUCACGAGAUAUCACACUGUUCCAUGCGAUGGACACACUGCACCGCCAUAAUUACGAUUUGUCCAGUGCGCUGAGCGUACUGGUCCCAGCGGGGGGCCCGGUGCUUUGCAGGGAUGAGAUGGAGGAGUGGAGCGCCUCGGAAGCUGCCAUGUUUGAAGAGGCAUUAGAGAAAUAUGGAAAAGACUUCAAUGACAUCCGACAAGACUUUCUGCCGUGGAAGUCUCUGACCAGUAUCAUAGAGUAUUACUACAUGUGGAAGACUACAGACAGAUAUGUGCAACAGAAGAGACUGAAGGCAGCAGAGGCAGAAAGCAAGCUGAAGCAGGUUUAUAUCCCCACAUAUAACAAACCCAACCCCAACCAGAUCUCGAUGACCAAUGGCAAGAUGGCGACGGUGAACGGAGCGGGCCCCGGGGCCUACCACACAGCAGGGGGGGGCAGAGCCUGCGAAAGCUGCUACACCAUGCAGUCAGCCCAGUGGUAUUCAUGGGGGCCUCCAAACAUGCAGUGCCGUCUGUGCGUCUCCUGCUGGAUGUACUGGAAGAAGUACGGUGGUCUGAAGAUGCCAAGCAGAGCUGAGGGUCCAGAGGAGAGGACCUCACCCACUCCAGCAAGCAAUGAGUCUCGCUCAAGGAGUCACGCUCCCCGCCAGUCCAACCACAUGGUGCCGAUGCGAAACAGCAACAGCCCCAAAUCCUCCAUGAAGACCAAGCAGGCUUUCCUGCUGCAGGCCACCCGCCUCACCAAGCUGGCCCGGCACAUGUGCCGUGACAUCAUCAGGCUGCGCCGUGCUGCGCGCCGGCCCUUUGUCCCCAUUAACUGUGGGGCCAUAAAGGCAGAGUACAUGUUAAGGGUGUCGGAAGGGCAGGGGACUCGCCUACCUAAAACCAGAGCCGCCCAAAGGAGCACUCUGACCAGUGUCCUGCAGUUUCUAGAGUCCCGUCCAGCAACCCACGCCCCUCGCUCCCACCGCACCCCGGGCCUUCAGACGCCUCCCCCUAGACGCCUCCUCUCCUCUCUACCACACGGGCCUCAUGGCAUGCUGGGAAAACGCAGCUAUCAUCACCACAGCAGGGCUGACCCAGACAGGCGCACAGAGAACCCAGGUACAACAGGUGGACCUCUCAUGCAUAACGGCCGCAACAGCAGCAGUGGAAAUACCAGGGGAGGAGUGAUGAUUCGCAAGAGGCGCCCUAAUUGGAUUGACGCUCCCGAUGACAGCUUCUUCCUUGUCACACGGGAGACCAGGCGGGCUCGACGGAUGUUGUCUCGCUCCCAGCUGAGGCACGCUUGCCGGCAACCUUGUGAGCAAAUCACCCUGCGCAGGGUCUCCCAGGGUCCACCGCAGGGGCUUGUCCUCGCCCCUCCACACCCUCACCCCAGCCUGAGAAUGCGAGGCCCCAUUGUUAUCCACGAUUGAUCGGAUAUGGACUCUCCGACCUCCACUCCACCUGCACUUCUGCGUACACACUAAUGAAUUCUCACCACCUGUUCUGCCAUUAAAUCCUCAACCCCCCCCUUUACUUUUAGUCCUAAAAAUACCAUUGUAUCCCCUGACAACACUUAAACAACCUGUCUAACUGUUUGGCAACAGAAGGAUGCGAUGAGCUGCGAUGCAAUAGAAACAUAAGCCUGACCUGACUGCAAGUGCUGCCUGUCUUUACUCCCCUGGGGAUUACAUUUGUAUAUGUAUAUACUGUAUCUGGGUGCACGUAGAGAGCGUGCUUAUAUAUAUGUGACCCUAUCAACCAACACAUGAGGGAGUGGUCCGAGCGGAUGUUGAUGUCCGCUGUUUUUAGUUUUUACAGGAUGGACGUAACCACAGGACUUUGUGUGACCUUUGUGUUGAUGGUGAAUUUUCGUGAAGUUUUAUCAGUUUGUAUAAAGUUAUUUUGG